CACACAUAUGAAGAGCAAGGCAUAGGCAACAGCAUUUAAAAUAUUCAGUGUAACUAUGAUUGGUAAGAUGAAACAAAAUUUCCGCAGCGAAAAUUUCCGUUAACGUUACAUAAAUUAGCUCAAUUUUUUAAAUAUAUAUUAAACAGAAAUAAAAAAAAAAACAAUAAACUCUAAAAUUUCCGAAACCACAAACCAAAAGAAUGUUACCUUCAUCCCCAAGCGGAAUUCCAAUCUUCCGGUGACGAGGGUGAUGCGGAGUAAUUUUGAGCAAUUUAGACUUAUCGACACGAUAUUUGAGCGCGUAGUGAUGUAAAUAAACUCAUUUACAAAUACUGAAAGAAAUUAAAAUUUACUUUAAGGUUUUCAAAAAGCGAUUUUUUUUUCAUUCUUUAUCAGUCAGAAAUUAUGCAUAAUUGCGUAGUUUUAAAAGUAGUUUUGCAUCUAUUAUUUUAAAUAGAGAUUGUUCUAACGAUAAUGAUGAAGUAAUAUUUUUAUGAAAUAGGAGGAGCUUGAUGUUCGAACGUCAUUUUUUGAAAUGAAAAAUCGUAUCGAUACCGUGUCUGCGGCUAUAAACAAAACCGCAUAAAAACCAGCCAGCUAGGGGGUCGAGUGAUUAUGUAUCGUGCGAUCGAAUCGCAUUCGUAGUUCGAAUCGCGUGCGAAGCGGAUCGCUAAGCGGUGGCCGGUCGCGCGUUUGUUUACAACUCACGUAGAGAGACUUAUCCAAGUUUUAUAAAAAAUAUUUUAGUGGAGAAGACUUGAGUGAUGUCGAAAGAUAAUCCAAGGUUGAGCCGGCUCGGAGUGUUGGCGCCGGCUGCCCUGUCGGCCUGCAUGGAUGCCUCCGUGCUCGCAGUCCCGGCUGCAGGUGCAAUCGUCUCCACGGUUCUCAAGGAGUUGAGCAAGGCCUUCAUGCUCAAAAAAUGGUUCCACGGUGUUAUGUCAGCCAAAGAAGCCGAGAGCCUCAUCAUGGAGAAAGGGAAGAACGGUUCGUUCUUGGUCCGAGAAUCUCAGGCGCAUCCCGGUGAAUACGUGCUGUCUGUCAGAGUCAGAGGUCGAGUUAGCCACGUCCUUAUCAGACGACAGCACAACAAAUACGACGUAGGUAGCGGUGAGCAGUUCGAUGACCUGGUGGGUCUUAUUGAACACUUUCGUUCGUAUCCGAUGAUCGAGACAUCAGGAGACGUACUGCGUCUCUUGCAGCCUGUUAGUGGCACCAGACUAAGAGCUCACGACAUCGACCAGAAAGUACAGGAGAUGCAGGGAAUAGAAGAUCGACAAAAAAUGGAAUGUAAUACCGGUUUCGAUGGUGAGUUUCAGUCAUUGAAACUGCUUGAAGACAGACACGUGUUCACAACUAUCGAGGGAAUGAAGCCUGAGAACGUUUCGAAGAACAGAUAUAGAAAUGUAUUGCCUUAUGACCAAACGCGGGUAGUUCUUCGUCGUCGAGAUAACAAACUGGAAUCGGACUACAUCAACGCAUGCUUCGUACGAUCGUCGCGUCUCAGUGAUUCUACAAGCUCUGUCCAGUCAUCGAACGAAAGUCUUGACAGUGUUCAAUCGUUGAUCCUGAAUACUGAAAAGAAGAAGGCAGUACCACUCGUCACGAAAUCGCUUUCAGACGACGCUCUGAGAGAAAUGAAGAAAAGUCUUAAAUUAGAUAAAAUUAAUGGGAAUCUAAAUAAAGAUGCAGUAAAAGACAAAAUAUAUAUCGCCGCUCAGGGAUGUUUGCCGAGCACUAAGGAUGACUUCUGGCGAAUGAUCUGGCAGGAGGACGUCAGAGUUAUAGCGAUGAUCACGAACGAACAUGAAAAGGGGAAGAGAAAAUGUGAACGUUAUUGGCCAUUAUCGGGACAGGAAGAGCGAUAUGACAACCUCCUUGUGAGAUCCAUUUCUGAGUCGCACUACGAAGAUUACCUAAUUAGGGAGCUUGACGUAUGCGACGAAAAUAAAUGUUGCAGAGCAGUUUAUCAAUAUCAGUUUACGGCCUGGCCGGACCACAGUACUCCACCGGAGCCGGACAGGAUAAUCUCAUUUAUGGAGGAUAUAAACAGGAGAAUGUUUCUAAUCACACAAGAGAAAAAUGCACCAGAUCAGAAUGUGAUUUGCGUGCAUUGUUCCGCGGGAGUCGGGAGAACCGGCACGUUCAUAGUCUUGGACAUCCUUCUUGACAAAAUCAAAUCAUCUGGUUUUAACUGUGACAUCGACGUACACAAUACAGUGAAGCUAGUGAGGGCUCAGAGAAGCGGCAUGGUACAGAAUAAAACCCAAUAUAGAUUCAUAUAUCUCGCCCUUCAGGAUUACAUUGAAAACAAAAAUAUUAAAUUGAGACGGAAGGGCUACCGGCCGGACAUCUGUCGCGACUUCCAUCACUAAACCAAAGCGAACUAAAUAUAAGCUCUUAAAUAUAAUUUAAAUCCAACGAUUAUUCGUUCUAGAUUUAAUGCAACGUGUAGUUUUAAGUUUUUUUUAAUAAAAUAUACUUCAUU
Molecule: messenger RNA, 2485 nt
Organism: Bombyx mori (domestic silkworm)
Lineage: Eukaryota; Metazoa; Arthropoda; Insecta; Lepidoptera; Bombycidae
Product: tyrosine-protein phosphatase corkscrew
Exons: 12
Coding region: 765-2372 (535 amino acids)
Biological process (GO): peptidyl-tyrosine dephosphorylation; mitotic cell cycle; cell differentiation
Cellular component (GO): cytoplasm
Molecular function (GO): non-membrane spanning protein tyrosine phosphatase activity; phosphotyrosine residue binding
Source: RefSeq, a predicted model, not a curated record